CUUUCCACCCGGAGCAAUAAUCGGGCGGACCAUAACAUGAAGUAGCAGCAGUGGAGCAGCUCUGCAUGUUCUCCAUCCAUGGUAUUGACCCACAUUGACCCAUCUGUUCAGUGGCUAGUCUCCUCUCAAUCUUAUAGUUUCUCUACUGAAAACUACAGUGGGUGACAUUUUCUGAGAAAAAAAAAAAGAUAACGUCUGACCUCAGAGGAACACCAUGUUCCCGGCCAAGCUGACCAGCCGGUUAACUCUGAAUACCCUGAGGAGGAUUCAUCAUGGAGCUUCUUACUCCUGUCUUUACUCCCUGUCGAACAACUUCCUUCACACUGAAGGAGGAGGGAGGACGAGAGAUGUGAAUCUCCACUCAGAUUCCAGUGUGUUGAGAAGAGUGUUUUACAGCCAGAGUGCUAUCCGCCCAUCACUCAGACUAUGUGAAACACAGCAGUAUGGGAGAAGAUCAUUCAGUUUAUCAGCUGCUACAGUUGUGAGUUCAGCUCCAGCAUCUAUCCAACCAUACCUCCGAUUGAUUAGGCUGGACAAACCCAUUGGGACAUGGCUGCUCUACCUCCCGUGUACAUGGAGCAUUGCUCUGGCUUCCGACCCCGGAUGCCUCCCACAUCUGGGCAUGCUCACCUUGUUUGGUACAGGUGCUCUGGUGAUGAGAGGAGCGGGCUGCACCAUCAAUGACAUGUGGGAUAAAGACUUUGACAAAAAGGUGGCCAGGACGGCCACUCGACCCAUUGCGUCAGGAGAGAUUUCUCGGAAGCAGGCACUAGUCUUCUUAGCAGGGCAGCUUUCUGUGGGACUUGGGAUUCUCUUGUGCCUCAACUAUUACAGCAUAGCUUUGGGUGCUGCCUCAUUAUCUCUCGUCAUCUCCUACCCGCUGAUGAAGAGGAUCACUUUUUGGCCACAGUUUGUGUUGGGCCUCACCUUCAACUGGGGGGCGCUGCUUGGCUGGUCCGCUGUCAAGGGCUACUGUGAUUGGUCCGUAUGCCUCCCGCUGUAUUUCGCAGGAGUGAUGUGGACGCUGAUAUAUGACACAAUAUAUGCACAUCAGGAUAAGGAGGACGACAUGAAGGUAGGAGUCAAAUCUACGGCGCUGAGGUUCCAGGAGCAAACCAAACCAUGGCUAAGUGGCUUCACGGUGGCCAUGAUGUCAGGAUUGGUUGUAGCUGGAGUCAAUGCUGGACAGACUCUCCCUUACUACGCUGUGCUGUCCACAGUGGCCAUUCACCUAACGCAUCAGAUAUACACAUUGGACAUUAACAAACCAGAGGACUGCUGGAAGAAGUUUGUCUCAAACAGGAACCUUGGAGUGUUGUUAUUUAUGGGCAUUGUUACUGGCAACUUGUUGAAAUAAUGAAGAGAGGCUUUGCUGCAAGAUGAGGAACGAACCAGUCAGAUAAGUCCAAAUUCCCACAAAGUGACCUAAAUGACAGCCGUGCCACCACAGUGAGAAACUAAAAGUCAUGAACAACGGGAAACGUUUGCACCUUAUAUAAACAAGCCUACGCAGCCAUGAAGCUGUUGUGGCGUUCCAUCGUCGGGCAAACUCUGACAUACAGCUCGACGCUUCGAUGGUCCAGAAAUCUCCAUCGGAUAGUCUGCUCCAGUCUGGGGAGUCUCCUGGUGACUUUUCCCAAAAGCCGAACCCAGCUGCGUUAUUGAGGCACUCACUGACCUUCCAGUGAGAAUAAUAUUGGAUCCUCAAAACCACCGCCAGACUCCAAACCCACAGGACGCCAUAGAGAAUCAUAGAGUUGGAUGGAUCAUACGGGUUGUGUUUCAGAAAAUGGACAAGACAAUACCUUAACCACUCCAGCAAUAACACCUGCAUCAACUUUAGGAAGACUACACCCAGUGGAUUCGGUGGAGCGUUAAGGCUGAUCCCCGCCAUUGAGGACACAAAUCGGCUGUAGGAGCACAAAGGCCCACCGAGCAGUGUGGUGAAAUUGAGGAUGUAGCUGAUGAGAGGAAGAAGCAUCACACAAGCCUCCCUUUUGGAUUUAAAUGUUAGCAGGACUCGUUCCUCCUGGAGGUCCAUGGACACCGAAGUGAUUCUCUGAGUGAGCAGCAUCAAUGUGGACACUGCCAAAAACAAUCUGAGAGUGAAAGAGUUGUUAAUUUCAUGACACAUUUGUCUGAAAGAGGAAUAAAUGUUUAAUUAUUUGAUUGCA
Sebastes umbrosus (honeycomb rockfish) is the source of this 2174-nucleotide messenger RNA. It is a transcript of the gene coq2, whose product is annotated as coenzyme Q2 4-hydroxybenzoate polyprenyltransferase. Gene Ontology annotation, cellular component: mitochondrial inner membrane. Gene Ontology annotation, biological process: ubiquinone biosynthetic process. The transcript has 9 exons. The record is from RefSeq and is a predicted model, not a curated record. The coding region runs from base 215 to 1357 and encodes 380 amino acids. Lineage: Eukaryota; Metazoa; Chordata; Actinopteri; Perciformes; Sebastidae.